Molecule: messenger RNA, 2328 nt
Organism: Mesorhabditis belari
Lineage: Eukaryota; Metazoa; Nematoda; Chromadorea; Rhabditida; Rhabditidae
Source: the annotation of a GenBank genome assembly
AUGUCGAAGUUAACGGGCGUUGGAACUUGUAGGUUGAAGGAUGGUACAGUUGUGGCGAGUGGAAGCUCUAGCCCCGAUAAGGGUAUUUCUGGCUCAUCACUACUCACACAAUCACACAAUUUGGUUGUGCCAGACUUUCAACGGAUUUACGAUGGGGAGAUCCAGAAGCAACUCGAUGAGCUGACCCUAAAAGAAAGAGAUCUGAGGAGACGCCUUCAGCUGUAUUCACAGCAAAUUCCAACUUCUCAACAGUUCGGUCAAUUCGGCGGGAAUUAUGCGAUAGCUCCAUCGCAAAUCUCGACUUCGAGUUUUUUUCUCCAACCAACUGCACGUGGUUUCGUUCAACAGAACCCAAUUUUCACGACGAAUCCCAUUUCUCGACCCACUUUUAUCCCCGAAACGAAAGCGACAAAUUCCCAGGAGCUUCAAAUGAAACUCCGUAGAAUAUUCCCGGGGCAAGAAUUUCGGCCUGAAGCGCUGAAAAAUUUCGAGCUCUGGAGCAAGAAUUGGAACAGUCCAUAUAAAAAGACUUUCCCAAUUCGAGUGAUUCCAAAAGGAAGAUUGGUGCAAGGAGUCCGACCAACGACUCCGAAACCAAAGCUUCGACAGGGAAUUCUCAUCACUGGAUCUCCGCGAAAAUCACUGAAGAAAUCGGUUAAAACUAAACCCUCAACAAACGAUCGUUUCCCGAUACCGCCUCCAUUGAAAAUCGACGAGAAAGCGGCGCUUCGAAAGAUGAAAAGAUCGCGAAAGAGAAUGACUGAACAAGGGUGUUUUUGUCCAUUUUUGUGGGACAAACCCCAACGAGGUGCGCAGAAUGAUCGGCGGACGGUGAUGUCACCAUCGAAACGAUCGCUCAGACGAUUUGAGCUCAUUCACGAGGGAGUGGCUGGUGAUCGAGGAAUUGCACCGGCACAUUCAAUAAGACGACGAACUGGGCUAAAGCGUGACUACACCCCAGAAGUUGGCUACGAGUCGGUGCCAAUCCGGGCACCGAUUCCUCCUGUUGAAACCACAUCCAUCAACCCAUACAUUCCACCAAAUCCUCCACUUGCACUCGCCCCGCCAAAGUCUGACGCAAAGAUUCCAGCUUCAAAUGUUCACAGCAAUUCUGGUCAUUCAGGAAAUGACAAUAUGCCAUCUGCUGUACCUAAUCCAUCACCUGGAAAUGGACCCAUUGAGGUGGAAGCGGCUGACUCUGAGAAUCCGGAUGGAUUUGAUGUUGAAGUAGACGGUGAUCGCGAUGAGAACAUGGAGGAACCUGAUGAGGAGUUUGAAUCAGAACCGGAAAGUGCUGGAAGUAGUGAAAGUGGUGGAAGAAAUGGAGAGUCAAGAGCAAAAUCAAAAGUCGCACACCAUCAGAAACCCAUUUUGCCGCCACCACCACAACAGCCUCUCGUUUGGAUGCCCGAGACUGGUGGAGCGUAUAAGCCGCAGCUUGGUAAAGCCGGCACUGAUGGAGAAGAGGACGAGGAUCGCACGGUGAUCAUUGAAGUGCCUAAUGGAGCUCCUCAACCGGAUCAUUAUCUCCCGCCACCUGCCGGCCCAGCUGGAAAGGUUUCUGAACUGCCCGCACGCUUCAACUUUAUCCUCCCUGAAGAGGACACUCCAGAGAAUCCUCAAGGAACCGUCCCGAAAAACCCAGCCCUACUGGCUAAAGGAUCGCUGAAACCAAAACAAUCAAAAGUUUACGAUAUCGUGGUUUCGGAUGGAAAAGGAACUCCAUCACCGAGAACAACCACCACUACGACUACAGAACCGCCAUUUGAGGUGGCUCCUCCAUUCUUGGGAGAUCCGCAACUUUUGAGCGCGGUGACAGGUUUGUUGAGUGCUGGAGCUCUAUUGCCGGCUCUUGGUCUUGCUGAUGGAUCACCGCAAUCGUUCGGUGGAACUGGUGGGCUUGGUGGUUUGGGAAUGGGUGGUGGAUAUCCUCAAACACCAUACGGCCGACCAUUGGCUUAUUUGCCACAGGGUGGUGGCGGAGCUGUGCCUGCGGGUGGAGCUGGCUUUACUGAGGUAACCGGGCAAACAAAAGGUGGCUUUACAGUGAAAGGAGCUGGCGGUAUCAAUAAUUCCGGUGUUUCCGGCUUCUUCGUGCCUGAAGACAAUGGAGAAGAGCAAAGACGAUCAUCCAACUCCGAGUUGGUGAUUGGUGGGCCAGCAAUUGAGGCAGGCAGUGCCGGUUCGAUCAAUGGGGAAACGAUUGCCGAAGUGAAUCCCGGAUCAUUUCCCGGGUCAAGGAUUACAAGUCUUGGCGAAGCUUGGGGAGGGAUCAAUCCAUUCCAAUGGGAACAUGGACAAGGCACUCCGAUACCACAAAUACCUACA